UAUUUAUAUUAUUUCUUUCCUUCAAAUCACUCAUUCAAAAAACUUUACUCUAAAAUUUUCAUAUAAAUAAAUAAUAAACCUUCACUCAUUCCCAUUAUAAAAUAUUUUCCCAAGUAUUUGACUUCACAAACCCCACCACCGUCAUGCCCGGAGAAACCACAAAUCUGAUCGGUGGUGGUGACAGCGCCGCCGUUCAGAUCAACCACCACCGCCGGCUACCUGAUUUUUUACAAACUGUUAAUCUCAAGUAUGUGAAAUUAGGCUAUCAUUAUUUAAUAUCUAAUUUAUUAACUUUAUGUUUAAUCCCUAUAAUGAUUGUUAUAAUUAUAAAUGCAUCUCAAAUGAACCCAGAUGAUAUUAAAGUAUUAUGGUAUCAUUUACAAUAUAAUCUAGUUAGUAUUAUAAUUAUAUCUACUGUUUUAGUAUUUGGAUCCACUUUUUAUAUCAUGACCCGACCCAAACCCGUUUACUUGAUUGAUUAUGCUUGUUACCGACCACCCGACCACCUUAAAGCCCCAUAUGAACGUUUUAUGAGACAUUCGAGGUUAACCGGUGAUUUCGAUGAUUCCGCUUUAGAGUUUCAAAGGAAGAUCUUGGAAAGAUCUGGUUUAGGCGAAGAAACUUAUGUCCCCGCGGCAAUGCAUGCGAUUCCCCCGCAGCCGACUAUGGCGGCUGCGAGGGAAGAAGCCGAACAGGUUAUGUUCGGCGCGCUAGAUAAGAUGUUUUCUAGUACGGGUAUUAAGCCGAAAGAUGUAGGGAUUCUUGUCGUGAAUUGUAGUUUGUUUAAUCCGACGCCUUCUUUGUCGUCGAUGAUUGUUAAUAAGUAUAAGUUGAGAGGGAAUAUUAAGAGUUUUAAUCUUGGAGGGAUGGGGUGUAGUGCAGGGGUGAUAGCGGUUGACUUAGCGAAAGAUAUGUUGCAAGUUCAUAGGAAUACGUAUGCCGUUGUUGUUAGUACGGAGAAUAUUACCCAAAAUUGGUAUUUCGGGAAUAAGAAGUCGAUGUUGAUUCCGAAUUGUUUGUUUAGAGUUGGGGGAUCGGCGGUUUUGUUGUCGAAUAAAUCUAGGGAUAAGUCUAGAGCUAAGUAUCAGCUUGUUCAUGUGGUGAGAACUCAUCGUGGGUCGGAUGAAAAAGCAUUUCGGUGCGUGUAUCAAGAGCAAGAUGAUAAUGGGAAAACAGGGGUUUCCUUGUCAAAAGAUUUGAUGGCGAUUGCUGGUGGUGCUUUGAAAACUAAUAUCACGACUUUAGGUCCUCUUGUUCUUCCGAUUAGUGAACAGCUUUUGUUCUUUUGUACGUUGAUUGCUAAAAAACUGUUCAACAAUAAAGUCAAGCCUUAUAUUCCUGAUUUCAAAUUAGCGUUUGAGCAUUUUUGUAUACAUGCGGGUGGGAGAGCUGUGAUUGACGAGCUAGAGAAGAAUUUGCAGUUGUCGCCGACGCAUGUGGAGGCAUCUAGAAUGACGCUUCAUAGGUUUGGAAACACGUCUUCGAGCUCUAUUUGGUAUGAGUUGGCGUAUAUCGAAGGUAAGGGGAGGGUACGAAAGGGUCAUAGAGUUUGGCAGAUUGCAUUCGGAAGUGGGUUCAAGUGUAACAGUGCGGUUUGGAAAGCGGUAAGGAAUGUGAAACCAUCAGAACACAGUCCAUGGGCUGAUUGUAUCAACAAGUAUCCUGUUGAAAUAGUCUCUUAAUGUUCAUUAACGUUCAAAACUGGUAUUCAGAUUCAGUUUUCGGUAUAGCUGAAAUGCAGAUUUCGGUGUGUAGCUUCAAGGUCGGAUUCUACUACCAGAGAGGCAUGCUGGGUUUUAGCCUUGUGCUGGUAUUUUAGUUCGCGUUCUCCCGUUCAUUGUAUUGUUUUUGAUCAUUUUAGUUACUUCCAUUUGCUAGUUUUUUUUCUGUGUGCUUUUUUGGAUACCAAUUUAUUCAGAUUUAUGAAACAAUUGUUAUGUUUCGAUAUUUAGCAUUUAUGAAACAAACAAUAUAUAUGGCAUGUAACAUGAGUAUAUUAUAUCUUUAUAUUAUAUACAUUAUUAUUAUUCGUA
Molecule: messenger RNA, 2033 nt
Organism: Erigeron canadensis
Lineage: Eukaryota; Viridiplantae; Streptophyta; Magnoliopsida; Asterales; Asteraceae
Product: 3-ketoacyl-CoA synthase 4
Exons: 1
Coding region: 144-1682 (512 amino acids)
Biological process (GO): fatty acid biosynthetic process
Cellular component (GO): membrane
Molecular function (GO): acyltransferase activity, transferring groups other than amino-acyl groups
Source: RefSeq, a predicted model, not a curated record